Molecule: messenger RNA, 2014 nt
Organism: Nymphaea colorata (pocket water lily)
Lineage: Eukaryota; Viridiplantae; Streptophyta; Magnoliopsida; Nymphaeales; Nymphaeaceae
Product: flavin-containing monooxygenase FMO GS-OX-like 4
Exons: 6
Coding region: 434-1876 (480 amino acids)
Molecular function (GO): NADP binding; N,N-dimethylaniline monooxygenase activity; flavin adenine dinucleotide binding
Source: RefSeq, a predicted model, not a curated record
UCUCUCCCUCCGCCCCUUCUUUCUCCGCCAUGAGAGAUGUAUCACCUUUUCCCCGUCUUCCGCCACAGACUAGCGAAGACUGUAUCCAUUUCCUUUGAGCCUGAUGCGUAAAUGAGCGGAGGUCAAGCCAAACAGCAAAAACAGGGGAAAAGGAAAAAUUAAUGCCAUUUUGGAGCAUUAACCGAUCAGAAUUGGGCUACCAUUGAAAGCAGAGCAGCUCACUGUUUGAUUCCACUAGAAAAAGUGAAACACCAAACCAGCCAGUCAUAUAUUUGCUUGCCAGCUGACCUGAUAACAUCACAUAGAAAGUUUCGUCCAUCGGCAGAUCAGCCCAUAUAUUCGCUUGACAGGACCAUUUGCGUAGUUCAUUGGUGGGUGUGUGGAGCCACCUGAUCUCAAUUCCGCUGCCAUCAGGGCUAAAGUCGUCGGUUACAUGAUCGGUAACAUGUCAAUACCGAACAAUCAGAGCCUGACAGGGAUGGAAGUGGCAGUAAUCGGCGCUGGAGCAGCAGGACUGGUGGCGGCGAGGGAGAUGAGGAGGGAGGGCCACAGCGUUAUCGUCUACGAGCGGAGUCACGCCCUUGGCGGCAACUGGGUAUACACACCUGAAGUCGAGUCCGACGACCUCCUCGGCCUCAACCCCAAGCGGAAGGUCGUCCACUCCAGCCUCUACAGGUCGCUUCGCACCAACCUCCCCAGGGAAGCCAUGGGCUUCCUCGACUACCCAUUCACCGCGCUGGCCGGCGGCGACUCCCGGAGGUUCCCCGGCUACGGGGAGGUCGCCGCCUACCUCGCUGACUUCGCCAGGGACUUCGACCUCGAGAAGUGGAUCCGUUUCGGAACCAACGUCGUCCACGUGGUGAGGGUCGGAGACGGAAGAUGGCUGGUUCGAGCCAGAAGGGUCUCCGACGACAGCGAGCCAGCAGCCGACGAGAGUCAACUCUUCGAUGCCGUCGUUAUCUGCAGCGGCCAUUUCACCGAACCCCGGAUCGCUGAUGUCCCCGGUAAUUGGUCGCCUCCGUGCUUCCGGCGUUCCCCCGUCUCUCCUCCCUCGUGCUUGGUGUUCUUAUUUCCCGGUUCUUCUGGUUUCUUCAUAUUUUCUUCAUUUUUAACCGUAAUUUCGCCUUUCCUGAAUCAGGUUGUGGUUUUGAUAGGCGGCGCAGCCAGAGGCUUAGAUAUUUCCAGAGACAUUGCUCCAGUAGCUAAGGAAGUUCAUCUUUCUUCAAGGUUUAUAUCAGAUGAAGAGUCGAAGAGGCUUCCAGUCUUUGACAACUUUUGGGUUCAUUCCCCGAUUAAAAGCACCUAUGAAGAUGGUACAGUGCUAUUCAACGAUGGAAGUUCAGUUGCGGCUGAUGUGAUUGUGCACUGCACGGGCUAUAAAUUUCAUUACCCAUUUCUGGAUACAAAUGGUGCUGUAACGAUAGAGGACAACCGCGUUGGACCACUGUAUAAGCAUGUUUUCCCACCAUCAUUGGCUCCAUCUCUUUCAGUCAUUGGAAUACCCUUUAGGGUUCUCCCUUUUCCAUUAUUUGAACUGCAAAGCAAGUGGGUGGCAGGAGUUCUCUCAGGACGUAUUUCGCUUCCAUCUGUGCAGGAAAUGGUGGAAGAUGUAAAAGCUUUUUACUUGCAGAUUGAAGCUGCUGGAUAUCCUAAGCGUUACACUCAUGAUGUUUCAAAGUACCAAGCUGAAUAUGAUGGUUGGCUUUCAACACAAUGUGGCUGCGGGAAGGUGGAAGAAUGGAGAUUUGAGAUGUUUGCUGCAACUGUCCAGAAUCUUCUAGAUAGACCGGAGAGUUACCGUGAUCAAUGGAACGACGAUCAUUUGGUUGCGCAGGCCCAGAAACACUUUCUCUCUCCUGAGGCAUUAACAAGAUGAUGAAACUCUGUUCCUCUUGUUACCUAUUUGUAUUGCUUCUCUUGCUCCAACGAGUCAUUGUCUCCAACGAGUCAUUGUCUGCCUGAAGAGAUACGUAAACUCGCAAUAAAUUCGAUGAGAGCAGCAUCUUUCUUUCUG